Messenger RNA from Arvicola amphibius (Eurasian water vole), 1479 nucleotides. RefSeq names its product isthmin 2 (gene Ism2). Bases 1 to 1479 code for a protein of 492 amino acids. The transcript is spliced from 6 exons. NCBI's taxonomy places the organism in Eukaryota, Metazoa, Chordata, Mammalia, Rodentia, Cricetidae. The record is from RefSeq and is a predicted model, not a curated record.
AUGCGGCCACCGCCCGUGCGAGCGCGGCUCCCGCGCGCCCUGAUGCUGCUGGCUGCGCUCCUGGCCACCGGCCGAGGGCUACCCCUGAGGAAGCGGGGUCCCGGGCCCCACGGCCACUCGAGGAUGCUGGAGGCCUCGCCUGCCCCAGAUCCUGGCUCUACCCAAGAUAAGGAGGUAACACUGGAAUUUGCUGGAGACCAUCUGCAAGCAGAACCGUGUUACCCUGGGUGUCAGACCCUUCCUGAGCCAGCAGCUCUGACUCUGGGUACAGCCACACCUCCUGAGACCCUAGAACACACACCCCUGCUGUUGGAGCUGAAGAAGCUGCCAGGAUUGGCCAACACGGACUUGAGUGCCCCAAACCCCAAUAUCCAGGUGACCAUCGAGGUGGUGCAGGACCCCCAGGCUGAGGUAGAGAUGGACUUGCCUUCUGAACCUAGAAGUCUCUGGCCUCUGCGCCUUUCUGGCUGGCUGCCCACCAGGGAGCUCUUCUGGCCCCUCUUCUGGGGCUAUCAGGAAGGUGAAGAAGGAGGCGCCAGCCUCAGAGACACGGCCCCAGGGGAAGUAGGGGAGGAAGAAGAGAAGGGUUAUGCUACAGAGUACGGUGAUGCUGAGGACCAGGAGGGCAGUGAAGAAGACCAGGAGGAGGAGCCUUGGUCCAGUGGGGACACAGACAAGUGGGACUAUGGCUGGUUGGGUCCUCAGGACCAGGACUUCAAGGAACCAGACAGUUAUGACUAUGAACCUCAGGAGGAGUGGAGCACCUGGUCUCCCUGCAGUGGAAGCUGCACCAGCGGCAACCAGCAGAGAACUCGUCCCUGCGGCUACGCCUGUACUGCCACAGAGUCCCGGGUCUGCGACCUGCCCCCCUGUCCUGGCACCGAAGACGAGCACACCUUGGGCUUUCCCAGUGAGGGGUGGCAGCCCCUAGCCCACAAUGCUACGGAUAUGCUUGAUCCAGAUGUGGACAGCUGUGAGAAGUGGCUGAAUUGCAAGAGCGACUUCCUAGCCAAGUACCUGAGCCAAGUGCUCCAGGACCUGCCCAGCUGCCCGUGCGCAUACCCUCUGGAGGCUGUGUACAGUGCCGUGAGCCUGCAGGAUGAACGGCGGGGCCGCAGCUUCCAGUGGCGGGAUGCCAGUGGCCCACGGGAGCGCCUGGACAUCUACCAGCCCACUGCACGCUUCUGCCUUCGCUCUGUGCUGUCAGGCGAGAGCAGCACGCUGGCGGCCCAGCACUGCUGUUAUGACGAAGGUAGCCGCUUGCUGACCCGAGGCAAGGGGGCUGGAGCUCCAGACCUAGUCAGCACUGACUUUUCACCCGAGUUGCACUUCAAGGUCGAUACGCUGCCCUGGAUCCUAUGUAAGGGGGACUGGAGUCGCUACCACACCGUCCGCCCCCCCAACAAUGGCCGGGCCUGCGCAGACAACCCACCGGAGGAAGAGUACCUGGCCCAGUUGCAGGAGGCCAAAGAGUACUGA